This is a messenger RNA of Cotesia congregata, 4560 nucleotides long. The record is from the annotation of a GenBank genome assembly. NCBI's taxonomy places the organism in Eukaryota, Metazoa, Arthropoda, Insecta, Hymenoptera, Braconidae.
AUGCAGAAUUUUGACGAUCUUGAUAUCGAAGGACGUAAUCCUUCAUAUUUGUCUGAAGCAGAACAUGAAAAGGAUGAAAAUGACCGGAAAAGGUUGAUGAGAUGCAGCGUAACCGCUGAAGACAACAUUCUUCGUCCAGUAUACUCGCAGAUGGAAGAAGGCGAUAUAUGGUGUCACACAUGCAACAUCCAGCUGUUUGGGGCCCACAAGCUCCAGAGCCACAAUAACUCUUCUAGACACAAGCUCAAGUUUGAAGAAUGGCCGUACCCUGUGUCCCUGUGGUCAGACAAGGACACUAUUAAGAAACUGCAGGGCCCUCUGAGCGGAACAAUUGGAAUUCCAAACUCUCUAGCUCCUGGAGAACCAGUUCCUCCAGGCAUGGAAGACCAGAUCACUCGGACAACCACCAUCCAAAUGAGCCUGGACCGCCAUCAAAGUUCACCGCUCGUUGGUCUUGAAUAUCUGCUAGAGUUGGUUGAUAACGACUCGUGCGAACCCAGUUACACAUGUGUAUUGUGCGACAAACGCGGCGAUCCUCGAACAGUUAUGGCCCAUAUUACGAGCUAUAAUCACCGUAUUUCUUAUUUGAAUCGUCACUUUCCAACCAUAUCACGUGCGAUCGGGGAUUUACCACGGACGCUUAAUUAUAAGCGUGGCGCUAACGAAAUGUCAGUGUUGGUGGCUAAAAAAAUAGAAGAGAAGUUUGGAAGAUUGCAACCACAGCUUGUUGAUAAGGCGCAAUUUGAAAAAAACCGAGUUCAGUUUAUUAAAAAUAUAUUGUUGUUUUUUGAUGUAUAUAAAUUAAAAGUGGCUGUUUCCUACGUGCGCAGGGAAACGCCUGAGUUAACAUUUAUGGAAGUUUAUGAUGUGCGAUGGGUGACAAACUUUGAAGAGAAACUGGCUGAAAUGACUGCCGAUAAGAAAGAUGUGUCAAAAGAAGUGGAUAAAAAGGAAAAGUCAAAUAAAGAAGAUAAAAUAAUGGAAAAAGCAUUCCCUACAAAAAUAGAACCCGAUACUUCUAGAUCAUCUAUGAAAAUCCGUAUAGUAACAAAAGAAAAGCUGAUGAAGAAGCCGUCCAAAGACAAUGUUCGACCCUCUGACGACACAAAGUCCCUAUCAUCCUUAUCAAGUAUUUCCAGUAGUCCAUCUCCAUCGCGGUCGCGUUCACGCUCGCCGGGGAACCCGCGUUUCGACGCGUCAAAUCACUCAAAAAGCUCUUCCUCGAAGCACCGUUCUUACUCCUCAAAAUCGCGACACCACACCCGGGGAUCGCGUUCCCGAUCGCAUUCUAUAGAGCCCCAUCGUGAGCGCGACAAGUGGGAAAAAUAUCGCGGAUUGAUCCGUCGCACGGAAGAAAACCUAAACCGCGCAUUGGCAUUUCACGAAAAGAACCCAGAGAAGCAUCCGUCUUACCCGGAUGAAUGGAAGAAGUUCUGGAACCGGCGGUACAAAGAACUCCAGGCAGAAGGUAAAGAUCCAUCGAAGCACGACUUCAAGCCCGAGUGGAUUGAGUUUUGGAACAAGCGAAUGCGGGAGCUGCAUAAUGAGCAGCUUUCUUCCCGCAAAGAAGACAUUCGCAAGCAGCUGGAUCUGCCUGAGGACAAACCUCCGGAGCAACCGAUCAAGUGGAGUUCCAGCACCAAGAGGAAUAGCAAAGAAGAUCGACUGCCGUCUCCUCCUCCUCCGGUGGCCAAAAAGACCCGGUUGCUGGAUAGCGAUGAUGAUGAUGUUGAGUACGUUGGUACCAAGACUAUUAAACCAGAACCCAAGGUUAGGACCGCUGGAGAGUACCGGGAACAACGGGAACGCGAACGUGAGCGAGAUCGCCAUCAUGAGCAUGCUCGCGAAAUGGUCCGCGAACGCGAUUACUCUUACUUGUAUGCACGUGAUAAACCACCCUACCGACCUUAUUACCAAGCGACUCCCAGACCAGUGAUUCACCCCAGAGUGCGGCAUUAUGCUCCCUAUCCAUUCAAAGAAAAGUCCGCGAGUCCGCCGGCCCAGAACUUGGAAGCUUUAAAGGAAGAUCUGGAGAUCAUUGGGCUCCUGAGAUUGCUAUCAGCUAUUGAGCAGCAGUUGGGUUCCAUGGGACCGAAAGUGGUCGAACUGCUGAAACGAGCUCUUGCUCUGGAGAAAGCAAAGCCCAAUUCCGCGGAAGAGUUACUGCUUGAUGAGGAAGUAAGUGUUUUCUUCGAAGCUGUGAAAGAAAAACUAAAGGGCCAGUUGUUCGCGGGGAUGAUUGAAAAGAAAGCGAUUCCUGCUACCAAGUCCGCUGUGCAGAAUAUUGCCCAACUGCUCCACAAAGCGGAGGAAGACAAGAAAAAGAAAGAGGAAGAGGAAGAGAAACGCAAGAAACAGACUGAAGAAAUAGCACGUUCCUUGGCUUCUUUCUCGCGGUCUGCUUUUCUUACACGCAGUUCUGAUGUUAGCUCGAUGAUGAAGUCCGAGCCUGUUAGUGUUCCGGGUGUAGGUGCUGUUAAUAAGGUUGCCAUUGCUCAGCAGAUUGCUGCUGCGUUGGUGGCUCAAGGGAGGAUCAAUGUCUCCCAAGAUGAAUUAGAGACUCUGAUAAACGCAGUCGUUGGAAUGGCUGAAGCUUCGCAGCACAGCGACAAGCCGAUCACUGCUGCUAGCUUUGUAAAAAGUUUGACUGCUACUGAAGCCCCAGCAGCUCCAGCUCUCACUCCAACUCCAGUAACUCCAGCAGCUCCAGUAGCUCCAGCGCCAGCUCCAGCUCCAGCUCCAGCUCCAGUUGAGGAGAAGAAACCAGAAUUAGCUUCGGUGGAAACUGUUGAAACUCACGCUGCUAGGAUGGAAAAUCUCACGGACAAUGACCUUAAAGACCUUCUGCAGAACUUUAAUGAUCUAGGAACUGAUAAGCAGCACGGGUUAAUAAAUUUCUUGAAAAAGUUAGAAGCCAGUGAUCCUGCUAGAGUUGAAAAGCUUCGUGGGUAUGUAAAUUUAGGCAGCUCUGGAGGCUCCGUUCGCGAUGACUCUCCAAGGGAUGAUGAGCCUAUUAGUAAAGGACGCAGUCCUUCACCAUUUGCUUCCCGCAAAGGCGCUCACAAUCCCUCAGAUGAUGACCACUUUAAGUGGAAACCGAAGAUAGACAUGUUUUCUGAUGAUGAAGAGGAUCGCAGACGUAAAGACGAUGAGAGAUCCAAAAAAAUUGACCUCUCUGAUGACGACGAUGAUUAUACUUUCGAAGACAUUUACAAGGCAGCUGACAAAAAUGUCCUGGAAAGCGAAAAAGCUAAAAGACACUCUGACUCUGUAGCACGUUCCUGGUCCCGAUCUAGGUCCCGGUCCCCGUUGUCGCGCAAGGAAAAGUCUAACGAUACUAUCCUCAGUGAAACCAAGCGGCUGAUAGACAAUAUUAUGGGUGGGCUUCCUAAUAAGUAUGUAGUCAAGUCCCACAUGCAGAGAGAACGCUCCCCAGUUAAUUCUGACAUCCUGCCCCCCGGGUCUACUAAUGUAACCAUUCCACCGCAGAACUACCCACCGUUCAACCCACCCAAUCAGUCUCUCCCUCCGGUGCACCAACCUGCUCAACUCCACCAACCUAGCCACCAGGUUAACUACAACCUACCCAACCAGCAGAACCCCUACCCUCAAAAUUACUCCCAGCAGAACUAUCCUAACUCGGCCUACAUGACCAACAACGUCCAGCCGAUGUCAAACAUGAACAACGGAUACAACCAGCCGUACAACCAACCCUACUCUGGGAAUAAUAUGGCUCCUAACCAAAACCAGUACGGGCCUCCGCAGAACCAGUACCCCCAGUCUCAGCCCCAGUCCCAACAGAUGUACGGCGGCCCUCCGAUCCAGUACGGCUCGGGACCUUCCGCUCCUGGACCGAUUGGCUACCCUCAGCCAAACACUAAUCAAAGAAAAUACAUUACUAAUUGGACAGACGAUGUUAUCUUUAAAAGUUUUUCAAUUGCGGUUGACAAUGAUGUGUGUUGUGAAGAUGAUGAUGCUUACUACAAUGAAUAUCGUAAACGAUCAUCAAAAACAUUUUAUAAAAACAGAAUAAUGAUAACUUGUGAGACAAUUUGGUAUGGUUUUAAUGAUGACUUAUUGAGUGCCAGAAUAAAUAAAAAUAUGGAAACUUAUUUGAAAAAUGUCGAAUUUAGUGACGUAAAAAUUCGAGUGAAAAACAAUGAAGAAUUUCCGGCUCAUAAAGUCGUUUUAGCUUCCAACAGUUCUGUAUUUAAGAACAUGUUAACAACAGACAUGAAAGAAUCGAAGGAAAAUUGUAUCAAUUUUCCAGAAUUAGAUUCUGAUACUGUUAACAAAUUGCUUCACUUCUUAUAUCAUGGUAAAUUGGAUAAAGCUAGUGAUAACAGCGCUAUUUUAUUGGAAUUAGUAAAAGCUGCUGAUAUGUAUUUGAUAUCUGACUUAAAACGUGUCUGUGACGCAUUUUUGAGUAGACUUUUAUCAUCUGAGAAUGUUUUCUUACUAUUGGAAAUAUCCAGGACUAUUAAUUUACCAAUUGUACGCCAACAAUCUUUGAUUUUUAUCGCCAAUCAUGUGGAUGUAUUAUUCGAGGAAGAAAUGUAG